AUGUCAAUGAUGAUAGGCUGGUGCUUACAUCGUUACGAGACCGACAAUUCUAUUCCGUCGCAAAAGUAUUGGAAUGCUGUGGAUGAGGAAAGGGCUGCGAGGCUACAAGUCUGGGGACUACCAGCAUUUGCCCUUUUAGUUCUACUGGGCCAGCCGUUCGGAAACAGUCGACGCGUGGAUUUCAGAGCGAUUUACCAAUGGACGGAGGAUGAAAAGAGGAGAUUGGAAUUGACACAUUGGCUGGGGGGUGUACAAGGCUUUGGAUGUGGGCAGCAAUGGGGCCCAUCCCAAGCAGGGGCAUUCAACAGUCUUGCAAGCGGGAUCCACACUCAUUAUAGGAGUGCUGUGAAUCCAUUCCAAGCAGAGGCAUUCCACAGUGUUGGAAGUAAUACCGGGGCUCUGUAUAGGAGUACUGAGGCUCCUUAUAGGAUACAGGAGAACGCAUUGGGGCCCUUUGGGGUGACAUACGUAUCGGGAGGAAUUGAAGAUGAAGACUUUGAGCCUGCGUUUCAGGGUAGUCCUCCUCAGGAGGAGAGAUCCAGGCGGGCUGGUAACGGCAGAAAGAGGCCGCGCGAUUCAGAGGAGGAUACAGAGGAGGAGAUACAAGGGCUAGGAGUCUUCGACAACUGUGGGCAUAGGAAACGAAGUAAGCGUAUCCGAGAGGGAUCCAGCAGUACUGAUAACAGCACCAAGAAGAUGAAGAAGGAGAUGAAGAAGCUGAAAGCCAGCGUCAAGGAGAUGCUUGAGGAGACGCGCGAGCAGAUACGUGAGAUGCGGGAAGACAUUGAUUCAGACUCUGAGGCGUCGGCGACAUCAGAGUCGUCUCUGGAGGGAUAG
Fusarium musae is the source of this 837-nucleotide messenger RNA. RefSeq lists its product as uncharacterized. Lineage: Eukaryota; Fungi; Ascomycota; Sordariomycetes; Hypocreales; Nectriaceae. The coding region runs from base 1 to 837 and encodes 278 amino acids. The record is from RefSeq and is a predicted model, not a curated record. The transcript has a single exon.